Messenger RNA from Cyphomyrmex costatus, 906 nucleotides. RefSeq lists its product as uncharacterized. Gene Ontology annotation, molecular function: protein kinase binding. The record is from RefSeq and is a predicted model, not a curated record. Gene Ontology annotation, biological process: positive regulation of autophagy of mitochondrion. The coding region runs from base 286 to 900 and encodes 204 amino acids. NCBI's taxonomy places the organism in Eukaryota, Metazoa, Arthropoda, Insecta, Hymenoptera, Formicidae. The transcript is spliced from 4 exons.
UAAAAUAGCUCAGUUGAGUUGAUCUGACAACGAGUAGCUCAAGGCUCAACCUGGGCUAAGCUCUGAUCCCAUCAAUUAGUAUGCAGCCUGACACAACCCAGCAAGUAGAAUGUAAACAAUGCAUAUUGCUGAAACACAUAUUGUAGAUUGCAAUUUAAUCACAUUGAUCUUGUUAGUCUGGAUCUACAAUAGAUGUUUUAAGUCUUAAGCCAUCCGAGGUUAAGAAAGCAGACGGAAAAGGAAAGAAGCGUGAGUCAACAGUUUAUUGUCAUUUCAUAAAAAAAAAUGGAGCAACUGCGUUCCUUGAACAGAACAGUCAAUAUAACCGAGCCGAUAUUGGCAGAGGACAGUACGUUUUCUACAAUAGCGUUAUCGUUAAGGGCAGUGUUAGAACAAUUGGAUAAAAAUGCUAAACACCACGAUUAUCUUGUUGCCUUGCUGCUUGUUUUAUUGGCAGAGUCCGGAUUUGGCAUUUCGUCUGCUUCUGAUACUCCAAAAUGGGAACAAAAUACAAGAUUAGUUUAUAUACCUGAAAAUUGGAAGUCCAAAGAAACGGGAGUAUAUGAGCUAUAUUUAACAUUGCGUAAUGCAGAUCACAUUAGAUCAAAGUUAAUCGUAAUAACUUGUGGCGAUAAAUUGGUACUUAACAUAAUUUCGCAUAUAAGAAAUAUGAAGAUUUAUAGCAUGGUUGUACAAACAUUAAAAUAUGUGAAUCCAUAUACAAAUAAUUUGUGUCUACGAUAUAUGAAUCUCAAAGAAAUAUCACAUAGGUUUAAAGACAAAUUAGUCAUGCCUUUGCGCACAGACAUUUUGUUAGUAUUAAAUUUGAUGGGUCCUAGUUUGGAGAGUCUGCCAAUAGAAUUAUGUGUAAAAAUCGCAAAUAUGUUAUUUGUGGAAUAAUUUGGA